GUCGACCUCACGUGGAGUCGCGAGCCCUAGUUUGGGAAACUCGGUCAUAAACUGACGCGUUCUAGAACAGAAGACCAUAACUCGGCGCGUGGCUUGCAUGGAGAUGUCUGCUUUAUACCUCGCUCUGCUUCUGUUUUCGGAGCAUGUUAUCCACGGGAUAACCAGAUCUUACGAAGGGACUGAGUUAGCGACAACACCGACAGUCACCUCCCCGUUACCGGAGCGAUGGCGGCGGCGGGACAAGCGGGGCUUGUUGGAGUUGGCGGGCGUCGUUAAAUGCAGCACUGGGAGGUCGGCGGUGGCUUACAUCAUGUAUGGAUGUUACUGCGGGCUGGGAGGCCAGGGAUGGCCCCGAGACAAGGCUGACUGGUGCUGUCACAAGCAUGACUGUUGCUAUGGGAAGGCUGAGAAUCUGGGUUGUCAGACCAAGACGGACAAGUACCAGUGGACCUGUGAGAACAAGAUGUCCAACUGCGAGUCUCUGAAGAACAGGUGUGACAAGAUUCUGUGCAGGUGUGACCGGGAGGCGGCCAGGUGUCUGAGGAGAGCACCCUUCAUCCCUAAAUACUCGGUCUGGCCUGACUUCAUGUGUGGAUACGAACAGCCCACCUGUACCCGUCACUGAUGCUGUUACACAGUGUGUGUGAGAGAGACUAGUGUUUUCUCUGGUUUGUCCUGGCUAGUGGUGUGUGUGUAAUAAAGACCUACAGUACUUUACCCUCUGUCCGUCUGAUGGGCACGGCCCAUGGGUCUGAUUAACAGUGUGAGAGAGAGAGACUAGUGUUUUCUCUGGUUUGUCCUGGCUAGUGGUGUGUGUGUAAUAAAGACCUACAGUACUUUACCCUCUGUCCGUCUGACGGGCACGGCCCAUGGGUCUGAUUAACAGUGUGAGAGAGAGAGACUAGUGUUUUCUCUGGUUUGUCCUGGCUAGUGGUGUGUGUGUGUAA
Messenger RNA from Oncorhynchus keta (chum salmon), 947 nucleotides. RefSeq names its product phospholipase A2-like. Bases 98 to 625 code for a protein of 175 amino acids. Gene Ontology annotation, biological process: phospholipid metabolic process; lipid catabolic process; arachidonate secretion. Gene Ontology annotation, molecular function: phospholipid binding; calcium ion binding. The transcript is spliced from 4 exons. The record is from RefSeq and is a predicted model, not a curated record. NCBI's taxonomy places the organism in Eukaryota, Metazoa, Chordata, Actinopteri, Salmoniformes, Salmonidae.